UGGCCUCCGAAGGACAAUAGACUGGCGGUGAUCGGUACCGCUUAGUGAGUUGAAAUAUACAGCAAGGCCGCCCAAGAACUGGAAAGCCCCAAGGCUGCAGAGAAAUGGCGGGGUCCCUUGCAGUGUCAGUGCUGCUGGUGGCGGCCGAGAAGAACCGGUGGCAGCGGGUCUCGAGCCUGCUCUUGCCGUCCAGGCAAUGGGCAUGGAACCAAAGAACGAUGAAGUAUGCAACAACAACAGGAAAACACAUAACCAAGGUCCUUGUUGCAAACAGAGGAGAAAUUGCCUGCAGGGUGAUGCGAACAGCUAAAAAAAUGGGAGUGCGGUCUGUGGCAGUUUAUAGUGAAGCUGACAGAAAUUCCAUGCAUGUAGACAUGGCAGAUGAAGCUUAUUCCAUUGGCCCUGCUCCCUCUCAACAGAGUUACCUUUCUAUGGAGAAAAUUAUUAAUGUGGCCAAGGUUUCUGCAGCACAGGCUAUCCAUCCAGGAUAUGGUUUUCUCUCUGAAAACAUGGAGUUUGCUGAACUAUGUAAGCAAGAAGGAAUUAUUUUUAUUGGUCCUCCUUCAUCUGCAAUUAGAGAUAUGGGUAUAAAGAGCACAUCAAAAUCCAUAAUGGCCGCUGCUGGGGUCCCUGUUGUGGAAGGUUAUCAUGGUGAGGACCAGUCAGACCAGUGCCUGAAAGAGCAUGCUGGGAGAAUUGGCUAUCCCGUCAUGAUUAAAGCUGUCCGUGGAGGAGGAGGGAAAGGCAUGAGGAUUGCCAGAUCUGAAAAGGAAUUUCAAGAACAGUUAGAAUCAGCACGGAGAGAGGCUAAGAAGUCUUUCAAUGAUGAUGCUAUGCUGAUUGAGAAGUUUGUGGACACACCAAGGCAUGUAGAAGUGCAGGUGUUUGGUGACCACUAUGGCAAUGCUGUGUAUCUGUUUGAACGAGAUUGUAGUGUACAGAGGAGACAUCAAAAGAUCAUUGAGGAGGCCCCAGGGCCUGGUAUUGAACCCGAAGUAAGAAAAAAGCUUGGCGAAGCUGCAGUCAGAGCUGCUAAAGCUGUAAAUUAUGUUGGAGCAGGAACUGUGGAAUUUAUCAUGGACUCAAAGCACAACUUCUACUUUAUGGAGAUGAAUACAAGACUGCAAGUGGAGCAUCCUGUUACUGAGAUGAUCACAGGAACUGACCUAGUGGAGUGGCAGCUUCGGGUUGCAGCUGGAGAGAAGAUUCCUUUGAGCCAGGAAGAAAUAACUCUUCAAGGUCAUGCCUUUGAAGCUCGAAUAUAUGCAGAGGAUCCUACCAAUAACUUCAUGCCAGGGGCUGGGCCACUAGUGCAUCUCUCCACCCCUCAAGCUGACCUUUCCACUAGGAUUGAAACUGGAGUUCGGCAAGGAGAUGAAGUUUCAGUUCAUUAUGACCCCAUGAUUGCGAAGCUGGUUGUCUGGGCUGCAGAUCGCCAGGCAGCCUUGACGAAACUGAGGUACAGCCUUCACCAGUACAAUAUUGUUGGACUGCACACCAACAUUGACUUCUUGCUCAGGCUGGCUGGCCACCCUGAGUUUGAGGCUGGAAAUGUGCACACCGAUUUCAUCCCUCAGCACCGUGAAGAACUCUUGCCAAGUCAGAAGUCUGUAGCCAAAGAACUUUUGUGCCAGGCAGCUCUGGGCCUCAUCCUCAAAGAGAAAGCUAUGUCUGAAGCUUUCCGAAUUCAGACACAAGAUCAGUACUCUCCAUUUGCAUUCAGCAGUGGAAGAAGAUUAAAUACCUCUUAUACCAGAAACAUGAUUCUUAAGGACGGUACAAAUAAUGUAGCCAUAGCUGUAACAUAUAACCAUGAUGGGUCAUAUAGCAUGCAGAUUGAAGAUAAAAUUUUCCAGGUUUUUGGUGACCUUUAUAAUGAGGAGGGUUGUACUUACCUGAAAUGUUCUGUUAAUGGAGCUGCUAGUAAAACAAAGCUAAUUAUACUGGAGAAUACUAUUUACCUAUUUUCCAUGGAAGGAAGUAUUCAGAUUGGCAUUCCAGUUCCCAAAUACUUAACUUCUGUGAGCUCAGAAGGAACCAAGGGAGGCACCAUUGCCCCUAUGACUGGAACCAUUGAAAAGGUGUUUGUGAAAGCCGGAGACAAAGUCAAAGCUGGAGAUUCUCUAAUGGUCAUGAUCGCCAUGAAAAUGGAGCAUGCAAUAAAGGCACCAAAGGACGGCACAAUCAAGAAAGUGUUCUACAAAGAAGGUUCUCAGGUCAAUAGGCAUGCACCGUUAGUGGAGUUUGAAGAGAAGGAUUUUGACUAAAAGGAAACAAAAUAAAUGGCCUGCCGGUGCAUCCUUGUGGCAUCUUCUCCAUAAUAAACCAAAAAUGUGCCUUCCUCCUUUCCCAGGGCUGAGUAACAGCUGCUUCACAAAAUGAAUCUGAUUGUGCCCAAAUCACUUCACAUUUGCAAAUCAUGCACUUGAUCACAAAUACAGUAAAGUGUCUCAAAGUAUUUAUGCUAAUAAAACGAAUCAUACUUUUUUAUUGAAA
Molecule: messenger RNA, 2496 nt
Organism: Suncus etruscus (white-toothed pygmy shrew)
Lineage: Eukaryota; Metazoa; Chordata; Mammalia; Eulipotyphla; Soricidae
Gene: MCCC1
Product: methylcrotonyl-CoA carboxylase subunit 1
Exons: 19
Coding region: 105-2267 (720 amino acids)
Cellular component (GO): mitochondrion
Molecular function (GO): metal ion binding; methylcrotonoyl-CoA carboxylase activity; ATP binding
Source: RefSeq, a predicted model, not a curated record